Messenger RNA from Racocetra persica, 124 nucleotides. NCBI's taxonomy places the organism in Eukaryota, Fungi, Glomeromycota, Glomeromycetes, Diversisporales, Gigasporaceae. The record is from the annotation of a GenBank genome assembly.
GCAAUCGUUUGUCCCUCGUUUAACAAAUUCAGGAUUGCAAACAUUCUCAGCUCCAAAGAAGGAAUUAGUGUUUACUUUAGAUGAAGGACAAAAAUUCAUUGUACAACAACAGUUAAUUUACUAA